Messenger RNA from Clavispora lusitaniae ATCC 42720, 861 nucleotides. RefSeq names its product syntaxin (gene SSO2). NCBI's taxonomy places the organism in Eukaryota, Fungi, Ascomycota, Pichiomycetes, Serinales, Metschnikowiaceae. The record is from RefSeq and is a predicted model, not a curated record. Gene Ontology annotation, cellular component: endomembrane system; plasma membrane; SNARE complex. Gene Ontology annotation, biological process: intracellular protein transport; vesicle fusion; exocytosis. Gene Ontology annotation, molecular function: SNAP receptor activity; SNARE binding.
AUGAGCAACCCCUACUACAAUGGCGCCAACUCGGGCUCGUACGAAAUGAGCUCGUACAAAUACGGCGAGGACGACUUUGUCGCCUUCAUGAACGAAAUCCAAGACAUCAACGCCCAGUUGGACAGUUACGCGGGCUUGGUUGAACUCAUCGCCAACAAGCAAAGAGCCCACUUGCAGGACUUGGACUUGACCGACGAAGAGGCCGACUAUGCGGCCAAACAGAUUGACGCGUUGGUUUUGGAGGCGCUGAGCCUCCAGGCCGAGUUGAAGCUGCGCAUCAAAAACGUCCAGACCCAGGCGGCGCAGCUGGGCAGCCAGCAGAAGAUCGACCAGGCCGAGAGCGCCAGAAACAAGUUCCUCGAGCACAUCCAGAAGUACCGCUUGAGCGAGAGCAACAGCCGCGAGCAGACGCGUGUCCAGGCCGAGAGACAGUACCGCAUUGUCAAGCCCGAUGCCACCGACGAAGAAGUUCGGGCAGUGGUCGAGGACGGCAGCGCCAACCAGCAGAUUUUCCAGCAGGCGUUGAUGCAGCUGAACCGCCGCGGCGAGGCCCGCACGGUGUUGAACGAGGUCCAGGUGCGCCACCGCGAGUUGUUGAAGUUGGAAAAGACCAUGGCCGAGUUGACCCAGUUGUUCCACGACAUGGAGGAGUUGGUGAUCGAGCAGGACCAGCCCAUCCAGCAGAUCGAGCAGCAGGUGCACGACGCCCAGCAUGACAUUGAGCAAGGUGUGGGCCACACGCAAAAGGCCGUGGUGUCGGCCAAAAAGGCUCGCCGGAAGAAGUUGUGGUGUUUCUUCAUCAUCUUGCUUAUUGUGGUGAUUCUCGCGCUUGUGUUGGGUAUUUACUUCGGCACCAAGUAG